This is a messenger RNA of Drosophila elegans, 920 nucleotides long. RefSeq names its product larval cuticle protein A2B (gene Cpr64Aa). Lineage: Eukaryota; Metazoa; Arthropoda; Insecta; Diptera; Drosophilidae. The record is from RefSeq and is a predicted model, not a curated record. Bases 163 to 756 code for a protein of 197 amino acids. The transcript is spliced from 2 exons. Gene Ontology annotation, cellular component: extracellular matrix.
UGUGGCGGAUUUUUGGGCUCGCGUCUAUUGGGAGGCCUAUAAAAAGCAAUUGUCGAACGGCCACAGAACCACAGAUCGAGUUCAUUUGUCAGCCGUGUAGCAGCAACCGCCAGUUCACUAGUUCUCCAUAUCUCCAUCUAAAUCCAAAGCAAGCAAUCCAGAAUGGCCCACAAGCUGAUCCUCGUCCUGAGCGCCCUGGUGGCGGUGUCCUCCGCCGUGGUCGUUCCCGGUCCCGGACUGGCCCCGCUCGGCUAUCCCGCGUAUCCCGCCGUGGCGAAGGUGGCGGUGGCCAAGGUGGCCGCCCCCGAGCCCUACGAUCCCAAUCCCCAGUACAGCUUCAGCUACGACGUUCAUGAUGGAUCCACUGGCGAUGUGAAGAGCCAGCAGGAGAGCCGCAGCGGUGAUGUGGUGCAGGGCGCCUACUCCCUGAUCGAAGCCGACGGCACCCGCCGUAUUGUGGAGUACACCGCCGAUCCGGUGCACGGAUUCAACGCAGUAGUGCACCGCGAGGGAGCCGUGGUGAAGGCGGUGGCUCCGGUGGCCAAGGUUCUGGCCCCGGCCCCGCUGCUUCAUGCCGCCCCCCUGGUGGCCAAGGUGCCCGCCUAUGCUCCUGCCCUGGCCCCCGCCUACGGUCCCGCCCUGGCCCAUGGAUACGGACCGGCUUUGGCCCCCGCCUACGGACAUGGCUAUGGACCGGCCCUGCCGAAGCUGGCCCUGCCCGCUCUGCCCGCCCUGUCGCACCUGGGCUACCACUAAGUCAACGGAUCGAACGCAAACGGAUUGAGAUAUACGACAAAUGCCGACCUCUUGCCGCUCCCGAACAAUGGACACAUCGCGACCAACUUCUCCUGCCACGUGGCCUCCAGUUGAGUGCCGGCCACGGGCCGAUCGUAGUCGAUAGUAGUUGUAGUAUUAGUUGA